Molecule: messenger RNA, 1602 nt
Organism: Malassezia restricta
Lineage: Eukaryota; Fungi; Basidiomycota; Malasseziomycetes; Malasseziales; Malasseziaceae
Product: serine/threonine-protein kinase
Exons: 2
Coding region: 1-1602 (533 amino acids)
Biological process (GO): protein phosphorylation; regulation of mitotic cell cycle
Cellular component (GO): nucleus
Molecular function (GO): ATP binding; cyclin-dependent protein serine/threonine kinase activity
Source: RefSeq, a predicted model, not a curated record
AUGCCGUGGGAUCAGUGGCGUCACGAUUUGAACCACAAACUCGAUAAAUGGGGCGAGGAAAAAUUUAACUUACCUGCGAGUCGAGAAUCCAAAAAGGACAAGCGAGGAUUGUCCUAUGAAGAACGACUUGCCAAUAUACGGUCCGGAGGUGGUGCCGCUGGACACAUGCAAGUCACACCCUCCCAACAGCGGCCACGCGCUGUGCCGCCACCCCCUUCGAGUGCGCAGCCGUCGCACCCAACCACGCAAUAUGUGACGUCGCAAGAAGCGCCAGCUGUAGUGACUGCGUCUGCCACGCCCGGUGCUACAGGGCCAACUGGUACUACCCAUAUCGAGUUUUCUCGUUUUACGGAGUCGGACAAACAGGCCUUUUUCGCUUUGCUAGAUGAAUACUUCUCAAAACAAGGUGUACAUGGUGGUGAUAUGUGGCUCGAUGACGCGUUUGAUUUCGACACUGAGCUGCAACCAGUGGGUCAUGGCCUGUGUUCUGCCGUUUACAAAGCGCGUUCAUCCCUUCAAGCUGUGAUCCAAGAAGGCGGUGUUCCUGGUUAUGCUUGCCUAAAGCAAGUGGAUGUUGAUGUACAGAACGCCCCGCAUGACAUUCAACGUGAGAUAGCCUUGUUACAAAGGACACGACAUGCGAAUCUGUCAGUGCUUCUUGCCGCGUUUACUGAUACACCUGAUCCUUUUACGACCAUUUAUAACCUUGUUAUGCCGCUUUAUCCCAUUCAGCUGACAGAUGUUCUCAACAGUCCACACUUCCAACCAGCGAACUGCUCUUUGUCCGACGUUACCAACGAAGACAUUCCCUGGAUUCAUUUGCUGGGCUCACAUACGUUUGCUUCCCUGGUUUCUACCUGCUUCCAACAACUAAUGCAAGCUAUCGCAUAUCUGCAUCGUGAAGGCAUUGCACAUCGGGAUAUCAAGCCAUCCAAUGUACUAUUUAGCACUGAUGGCAUGCUCAAAUUGAUUGAUUUAGGCGUCGCAUGGGAAGUCAACAUGCGAGAAAUCCCCCCAUAUGGUUUUCAUACAUCAGAUGGUUGCUCGGAUCGUGCCUACAUUAGCGAUGUGGGAAGCGGCGCCUUCCGUGCACCUGAACUGCUAUUCGCCCCUAAAAACGGCUACGAUGCGUUCAAGGCAGAUAUUUGGUCACUUGGAACGGUGAUGGCUGGAUUUUUCACCGUCUUGCUUGAGGAAGAGACACCUUCCAUGGACUAUAUGCCUUGGGAACGCGAGCUCUUCCCCUCUCGGCCUAUGCGUCCUCAAUCUCGCAUCUACCACCGGAGCACACUUUUUGACUCCUCUAGUGGGGACAUUACAUUGGCUUGUGAUAUUUUCAAAGUAUGCGGUUUACCAAGCAGCGUGUCUGACUGGCCAGAAGCUGAGCACUUCCAACCACCGCUAGGAGAAUUUCCUUUUAUGCAUGGCGCCCCAAGAGAAUCACUUCAUGAGCGCCUACCGAAUUGGACACAAUUGUCUAUAUCAGAUACAUCGCCCGCUGCUCAAACAUUGCAGGUGUUUGUCCAGAAAAUACUCCCUACCAUGAUGCAGUUAUCCGCAUCCAAGCGACCCUCUAUAGACUAUCUUGUCACACAACUCUAA